Molecule: messenger RNA, 1206 nt
Organism: Raphanus sativus (radish)
Lineage: Eukaryota; Viridiplantae; Streptophyta; Magnoliopsida; Brassicales; Brassicaceae
Exons: 2
Coding region: 1-1206 (401 amino acids)
Source: RefSeq, a predicted model, not a curated record
AUGGUGGAAAAGUCGUGGGUUCAUCUAAACAUAGCUGAUCCUGGUUAUGAGAGAGGUGCGAGGGAGUUUGUGACGUGUGUUGGUGCAUAUAUAGCAGAGUCUGAGCUGAUCAUUUGCCCAUGCGCAGACUGUCGCAAUGUUGAUCGUCACUCAGCCGGUGUUGUGUUUGAUCAUCUAGUGACUAGGGGAAUGGAUUUGAGUUACAAGCUCCGUGAGGAUUGGUAUCAUCAUGGAGAAGUAGUAUCAGGGGCUGGCUGUAGAAGCGAUGCAAGUGAUCGGAACAAAGAGAUUUUAGGGUUAUACCAAGCAGCUGAGUUUCUCGAUGAAGAUUUUGUUAGGCAGCGUGAUGUAAGUGAGGUUGCUGAAGGUGAAGAUAAGGAAGAGGAUGAGUUUCUUGCUAUGCUAGCAGAUGCAGAAACACCACUGUAUCCAAGUUGUGCUAAUCACAGCAAGCUCUCGGUGAUAGUUUCCCUCUUUAGGAUAAAGACAGAAAGUGGUUGGUCUGAUAUGAGCUUCGAUAGGUUGCUUGAGACGUUGCCACAGAUGCUGCCCGAGGAUAAUGUCUUGCACACAUCGUUGUAUGAAGUAAAAAGGUUUCUGAAAUCUUUUGAUAUUGGUUAUGAGAAAAUACACGCUUGUGUGAACGACUGUUGUUUGUUCAGGAAGGAACUUGAGAAGCUAGACAACUGUCCGAAAUGCAAUGCUUCAAGAUGGAAGAUUAACAUGCGCACAGGUGAUGUGAAGAAAGGUAUUCCACCGAAAGUUCUGAGGUAUUUUCCGAUAAUCCCACUGCUGAAGAGGAUGUUCAGGUCAGAGGACAUGGCGAAGGACUUAAGGUGGCAUUUUAGUAAUAAGAGCACUGAUGGAAAAAGCAGGCAUCCGGUAGAUUCUGUAACUUGGGAUCAGAUGAAUGACAAGUACCCGUCCUUUGCUGCUGAAGAACGGAAUCUCAGGCUAGGGCUGUCGACUGAUGGGUUCAAUCCUUUUAGCAUGAAGAAUGUGAACUACAGUUGUUGGCCUGUUUUGCUUGUCAACUACAACAUGUCACCUGAGAAGUGUAUGAAGGAGGAGAACAUCAUGUUGUCAUUGCUGAUUCCUGGUCCAACCCAACCUGGAAACAAUAUUGAUGUGUAUUUAGCACCACUUAUAGAGGAUCUAAACCUGCUGUGGGAGAAAGGAGAGGUCACGUAUGAUGCAUUCAGUUAG